AUGUGCAAGCGAGGACAGCAAGGUGAGACAGCAAAGGGGGAGUCGAAGGGAACACAAUGGGCACACGAUGUGUCAAACACAGCAUGGCACGGGAGUGGCAGCAGCAGCAUUAUCAGCAAGGGACAACUAGCAAGGGUGAAUCAACUGAGCCUUUUUUCCGCGGUACGUUCCUUGUCCCCUCCUGUCCUGCUUCUCCUCAAAGCUCUAUGUGCCAUCCACUCUCGCUUCCUUCCCCUCUGCUUCUUCUCGCUGCCUUCUCUCCUCCCAUACUCUCCUGCGCCGCCGUCUGACAAGCAGGCACAUCAAUGGUGGCAUGGGAGGGAUUACAGGCGAGGGUCUGAUCAGCAGCAGUGGGCGGAGCAGCAUUUUGGCAGCAGCAUUGGAGCACGAGGACCCCCCUCCCCCUUCGUAGGCAUUUCCCCACAUCCUCUCUCUCCCCCUCGCUGUGUUGCCCCUCCCCAUUCCUCCCUCUAA
Closterium sp. Naga37s-1 is the source of this 474-nucleotide messenger RNA. The record is from the annotation of a GenBank genome assembly. NCBI's taxonomy places the organism in Eukaryota, Viridiplantae, Streptophyta, Zygnematophyceae, Desmidiales, Closteriaceae.